Messenger RNA from Tachyglossus aculeatus (Australian echidna), 677 nucleotides. It is a transcript of the gene LSM12, whose product is annotated as LSM12 homolog. The transcript has 5 exons. Gene Ontology annotation, molecular function: RNA binding. Bases 1 to 588 code for a protein of 195 amino acids. Lineage: Eukaryota; Metazoa; Chordata; Mammalia; Monotremata; Tachyglossidae. The record is from RefSeq and is a predicted model, not a curated record.
AUGGCGGCUCCUCCGGGCGAGUACUUCAGCGUCGGGAGCCAGGUGUCGUGCCGGACGUGCCAGGAGCAGCGGCUGCAGGGGGAGGUGGUGGCCUUCGACUACCAGUCCAAGAUGCUGGCGCUCAAGUGUUCCUCUUCCAGUGGGAAACCCAACCACGCAGACAUCAUGCUUAUAAACCUACAGUAUGUUUCAGAAGUGGAAAUAAUUAACGACCGCACAGAAACCCCGCCCCCCCUAGCUUCACUCAACGUUAGCAAGCUUGCCAGCAAAGCCCGGACGGAGAAGGAGGAGAAGCUGAGCCAGGCGUAUGCAAUUAGUGCUGGGGUCUCCCUGGAGGGCCAGCAGCUCUUCCAGACUAUUCAUAAGACCAUUAAGGACUGUAAAUGGCAAGAAAAAAACAUCGUAGUCAUGGAAGAAGUGAUCAUCGCUCCUCCUUACCAAGUGGAGAACUGUAAAGGCAAAGAGGGGAGCGCCCUGAGCCACGUACGCAAAAUAGUCGAGAAACAUUUUAGAGAUGUGGAAAGCCAAAAGGUAAUGCAGCGUUCACAAGCACAGCAAACACAGAAGGAAGCGACUCUGUCGUCCUGAGUCCCGCACAACGCACACCGGGCGGGGGUGGGGGGGGGCCGAUCCGGCGCCCCGGCCGGCCGCCCGACCCGCCGGGACCCCCGGAACCG